AUGCAGGAGGCAUGGACCAGCAACACCGAGCAGUGCUCGCCAAAGCAGUUGCCAGUGGGUAAAACGCAUCAUAUGAAGAUUGCGGAUGGCCGGUACGUGCUGCUCCAACGCAUCGGCGGAGGCGCCUUCGGGGAGCUGUUUAAGGGCGUUGACACCUGCACCAACUCCCACGUGGCGAUAAAGUUGGAGAGGCGCAAGACCACCUACCCACAGCUGUCGUACGAGAGUAAGGUUUACAGGGUGCUGCACCAUGGAACCAGCGACCCUGUGGGGAUUCCACGCGCAUACUACUACAAUGUAGAGGGUGACUACGGCGUUCUCGUGAUGGAGCUUUGCGGCCCAUCGCUGGAUGACCUCUUCAACUACUGCGGCCGACGUUUCUCUGUUAAGACGGUCUGUAUGCUAGCAGAUCAGAUGCUGCAGCGGAUUCAGUUUCUGCAUGAAAAGGGCUUUGUACACCAGGACAUGAAACCUGAGAAUUUUGUGUUUGGCAAUGGAAAGAAGGGGCAUGUGCUGCACCUCAUUGACUUUGGCCUCAGCAAGGUGUAUUGGAACAGGCGGACGCAAGCACACAUUCCCUUCUGCGAGGGGAAGCCGCUGACAGGCACCGCGCGCUACUGUAGCACCUGGACGCAUCGCGGCUUCGAGCAGAGCCGCCGCGACGACCUUGAGGCGAUCGGCUUUAUUCUUGUUUAUUUCCUCGUGGGGUCGCUCCCCUGGCAAGGGCUCCAGACGAGGGACCCGCGUCUGAAAAUCCUUCGCAUCGGGGAAAAGAAGAUAGACACUCCGCUGGAGAAACUAUGCCACGGCCUGCCGCCGGAGCUUCUGCGCUACUGCACCUACUGCCGCGGGUUGAUGUUCACUGACGCCCCGGACUACGCGCAUCUGCGGGACCUCUUCGCGACGCUGGCGCGGCAGCAGUGUGAUGUGGCGCCGCAGCCGGAGCCCGAAGAAGGUGUUGGCUGGUGGGAUAGCGUCGUCACCAUCACGGACGCGCAGCCACCGCAGUACGACUGGAUGUUUGACUGGUUUGUAAAGCGUAAGGCGGAGGUGGCGGAGUGGCGCAAGCGGCAGCACGCGCGGCACCCCAAUGGCACGCCCUCUCCCAGCGUUAACAUUAGAGGGCGGGAGGCGAGCUCCGCAGUAAGCACAAGCGGCGCCCACGUGAUGUUUGUUUCAUCCCCCCAGGCCUAA
Messenger RNA from Trypanosoma rangeli, 1194 nucleotides. Its product is annotated as casein kinase I. Gene Ontology annotation, molecular function: ATP binding; protein serine/threonine kinase activity. Gene Ontology annotation, biological process: peptidyl-serine phosphorylation; signal transduction. The transcript has a single exon. Gene Ontology annotation, cellular component: cytoplasm; nucleus. The record is from RefSeq and is a predicted model, not a curated record. Bases 1 to 1194 code for a protein of 397 amino acids. Lineage: Eukaryota; Euglenozoa; Kinetoplastea; Trypanosomatida; Trypanosomatidae.